Molecule: messenger RNA, 1383 nt
Organism: Effrenium voratum
Lineage: Eukaryota; Dinophyceae; Suessiales; Symbiodiniaceae
Source: the annotation of a GenBank genome assembly
GCGCUGAGCAGGCCGGACCGCCCUUUAACGCGAAGAAUUGGCCCAGACUGGCUGUUCCACCAGUGUGCAGUUUUCCUGUAGCACACCUCGCGCCACUUUUUGGGAAGAUCCUUUGAGCGGCAAAAGUCCAGUUGCUUCCCCGACCACUCCGCUCCGCCCAGGGCCCUGCCACGGGAUCUUGCGCCAAUUUGCGGCUCCAGAGAUUCGGGGAGAGGGCCGCUUUCGGUGGCGGAACGCCCGACGGCAGGCACGGAGACCUCCGGCGGGGGGACCGCCGCACCGCCAUGGCGGCGGUGGCCAAGCGUCCCCCGCUGACGGUGUCGCUGUUGUGGCGGGCGCUGCUGCGGGCGACAUCCUCGAAGACGGUGUGGGCCAUGCUGGCGGGGGGCGCCAUGGCAAUGCUGAUCAGGUACCUGCAGGACAUGCUUCGGCGGUUCCAGCAGCAGGAGGCUGAGUCGCUGUGGCGAAGGCACGUGGACCUUGGCGUGGUCCAGGCGUGCCUCUUGACCACGGAGCACCUCAAAUCCUUAGGCCGCGUGGAGAAGCGCACGCUCUUCGUGAAGCCCAUCGCGGAGGUCUUCCGGAACGAGUACGUCUUGGCCAACGUGCUGCGAACGGCCGAGAAGGCUGUGGCCAAGAACGAGCCUUUCCUGGUGACCCACAUGAGCCAGGAAGACAAGUGGCACGUGCUCACGACGUGUACCAAUCACCUGAGCUCGUGCUUCGCCCCAUACCACGUCUUUUUCAACGAGGCCCGGCGGGUAGAGUCCUACUACCAGUCGGCCUGGUACGUGUUCACCCUGACCUGCGCCCAGACGGAGGCGUCGGGUCGGUGGUUCAUUACGCCCCUGAAGCCAGUGGGCAAGAACGACGUGGGCAUGCUGCGGAUACGGAUCCUGAUGAUGAACGAGCAGGAGCUACGAGACAUCUCGUCUGGGGCGAUCGAGCCCCCGAGCUUCGGGUUCUUCAACGGCCGCCACGAGAGCCGGUGGACCACCUGCCAGCGCUUCGCCGAGCUCUUCGGGCGCCAGCUCACGCGGGUGGCGGGCACCGACGACGUGGGGGGCGCCGAGUGGGGGCCCAACCUCUGCGGCCGCCUCUCGAAUUCCAAGAAGAAGGGCUCCAACCCCUUACUGUCCUCGAUGGGCUCCGGGCCGCCGGAGCCGGAGGAGAACUGCAUCCUGCGGAUCCACGUGCCCUUCCCCGCGGGGAAAGGGGGCGGCAUCGAGGAGUCGGACUCCCGGCGCCUGGAGGAGUGCGUGUCCAAGGACGUGGUCCUCUUCGAAUAAAAGCGGGACGAAAACCGCGUGGUGGAGCGCGCUUUUCCGCGCUUGCUGCGCGAGCGCUGCCCACCGUCGCAUUGGAGUGGAACUUUGCUUGCCA